AUGCUGACCGCAAGCGCCCGGGGCUGGACUGCGUGGACGCGGGCCCUCUUGCUGCAGCUGCUGCUGGCGGGGCCCGGGGGCUGCCUGAGCCGCCAGGAGCUCUUCCCUUUCGGCCCGGCUCAGGGGGACCUAGCGCUGGAGGCGGGCGACGACCAGGUCUCCGCGGCCUUGGCGCUAAGCCGGGGGCUGCACUUCUACGACAGAUCCGACCUCGACUCCAUCUACAUCACCACAAAUGGCCUCAUCGCUGUGACAGAGCCCCCCGCUAAGGAAUCCCACCCUGGACUCUUCCCCCCAACCUUUGGAGCCAUCUCACCAUUCCUGGCCGACUUAGACACCAGCGAUGGCCUUGGGACGAUCUACUAUCGGGAGGACUUCUCCCCUUCUGUCAUUCAGCUGGCAGCAGUGUGUGUCCAGAGAGGGUUCCCUGAAGUCCCUUUCCAGCCCAGCAGUGUGGUGGUUGUCACUUGGGAAUCCGUGGCCCCCUACCAAGGGCCCAGCAGGAACCCUGAACUGGAAGGAAAGAGAAACACAUUCCAGGCUGUUCUAGCUUCCUCAGAGUCCAGCUCCUAUGCCAUCUUCCUGUACCCAGAAGAUGGUCUGCAGUUCUACACAACGUACUCGAAGAAAGACCAGAACCAAGUGCCUGCCAUGGUUGCGUUCAGCCAAGGUUUAGUGGGGUUCCUGUGGAAGAGUGAUGGUGCUUAUAAUAUAUUUGCAAAUGACAGAGAAUCCAUUGAAAACUUGGCCAAGAGCAGCAAUGCCGGGCAGCAGGGCAUCUGGGUGUUUGAGAUUGGGAGUCCAUCCACGGCUAGUGGUGUGGUACCUGCUGAUGCGGACCUUGGCCUGGAUGAUGGAACUGAAUAUGAAGAUGAGGAUGAAGAUUAUGAUCUGGGGGUGACAAUGGGCCUGGAGGAUGUGGCCACCACAACCUUCCCUUACAAGACUCCAGGAAGGAGGGACACUGACCCACAGCAGGUGACGAGCAUGCUGCCCCCACAUCACACAGUGACAGAGAGCCCCCCUGAGCAUCCUGUGCCCAGGACCAGGUCCUUCCAGGUGCCAUUGGAGACGUUUCCCCAGCAGUACCCGCAGGUGGUGGAUGUGGAUGAAGUGGAGGAGACAGAAGUGGUUUUCAGCUACAACACUGAUUCCCGACAGACCUGUGCCAACAACAGACACCAGUGCUCGGUCCACGCCGAGUGCAGAGACUACACCACUGGCUUCUGCUGCAGCUGCGUCGCCGGCUACACAGGGAAUGGCAGGCAGUGCGUUGCCGAAGGAUCCCCUCAGCGAGUCAAUGGCAAAGUCAAAGGAAGAGUCUUUGUGGGAAACAGCCCGGUCCCUGUUGUCUUUGAGAACACCGACCUUCACUCAUACGUCGUGAUGAAUCAAGGUCGCUCCUACACAGCCAUCAGCACCAUCCCGGAGGCCCUCGGCUACUCCCUGCUGCCCCUGGCCCCUGUGGGCGGCAUCAUUGGCUGGAUGUUCGCUGUGGAGCAGGACGGGUUCAAGAAUGGCUUCAGCAUCACUGGUGGUGAGUUCACCCGGCAGGCCGAGGUCACCUUCGUGGGGCAUCCGGACAAGCUGGUCAUCAAGCAGCACUUCAGCGGCAUCGACGAGCACGGACACCUGACCAUCGACACGGAGCUAGAGGGCCGCGUGCCCCGGAUCGCACCCGGCUCCUCCGUUCACAUGGAGCCCUACACGGAGCUCUACCACCACUCGCGCUCAGUGAUCACAUCCUCGUCCACCCGGGAGUACACAGUGACUGAGCCAGAGCGGGAUGGAGCUGCACCCUCCCACACUCACACCUACCAGUGGAGACAGACCAUCACCUUCCAGCCAUGCACCCACGGUGAUGCCCAGUCCGUGCUGCCCAACACCCAGCAGCUCUCGGUGGACAUGGUGUUUGUGGGCUACAAGCAGGAUGAGCAGAUCUUGCGCUACGCGCUGAGCAACUCCAUCGGCCCGGUCAGGGACGGCUCCCCCGAUGCCCUGCAGAACCCCUGCUACAUCGGCACGCAUGGCUGUGACACAAACGCGGCAUGUCGGCCGGGUCCCGGGACAGAGUUCUUCUGCGAGUGCUCCAUCGGCUUCAGAGGAGAUGGCCAGACCUGCCGAGAUAUCGAUGAAUGUUUGGAGCAGCCCUCGGUGUGUGGGAGCCACGCCCUCUGUAAUAAUCACCCGGGGACCUUCCGCUGCGAGUGUGUGGAGGGCUACCAGUUUUCCAACGAGGGAACGUGUGUGGCUGUUACAGACCAGCGCCCCGUCGACUUCUGCAGCAGUGGCCUCCAUGACUGUGACAUCCCUCAGCGGGCCCAGUGUACUUACUUGGGAGGGUCCUCCUACCACUGCUCCUGUCUGCCUGGCUUCUUCGGGGAUGGCCGGGCCUGCCAAGAUGUGGACGAGUGCCAGCCGAGCCGAUGCCACCCUGAUGCCUUCUGCUACAACACGCCAGGCUCCUUCACGUGCCAGUGCAAGCCUGGUUACCACGGAGAUGGCUUCCGUUGCGAGCCUGGGGCAGCAGAGAAAACCAGGUGCCAGCAUGAGCGGGAACACAUCCUUGGGGCUGCGGGCGCCACGGACCCACAGCGGCCUCUGCCUCCUGGGCUUUUCGUCCCUGAAUGUGACCAACACGGGCACUAUGUGCCCACCCAGUGCCAUGGGAGCACUGGCCACUGCUGGUGUGUGGACGGGGACGGCCGGGAGAUCGAGGGCACCAGGACACGGCCAGGCAUGCGGCCCCCAUGUCUCAGUACAGUAGCACCCCCGACGCACCACGGACCAGCACUUCCCACCGCUGUGAUCCCCCUGCCACCUGGGACCCACUUACUCUUUGCGCAGACGGGGAAGAUCGAGCACCUUCCCUUGGAGGGGACUUCCAUGAAGAAGGCUGAGGCCAAGGCGCUGCUUCACGCCCCGGAUAAAGUGAUAAUUGGUCUUGCCUUCGACUGUGUGGACAAGAUGGUUUACUGGACAGACAUCAGUGGACCUUCCAUUGGGAGAGCCAGCCUGAGUGGCGGAGAGCCGGCCACCAUCAUUCGACAAGACCUUGGAAGCCCAGAAGGCAUUGCCCUGGACCAUCUCGGCCGCAACAUCUUCUGGACGGAUUCCCACCUGGACCGCAUCGAGGUGGCGAAGCUGGAUGGCAGCCAGCGCCGGGUGCUGUUCGAGACGGACCUGGUGAACCCCCGGGGCAUCGUAACGGACCCCGUGAGAGGAAACCUUUAUUGGACAGACUGGGACAGAGAUAACCCCAAAAUCGAAACUUCCUACAUGGACGGCACCAACCGCAGGAUCCUGGUAAAGGAUGACCUGGGCUUGCCCAACGGCCUGGCUUUUGAUGCCUUCUCGUCUCAGCUCUGCUGGGUGGAUGCAGGCACCAAGCGGGUAGAGUGCGUGCGCCCUGGCCAGCCUGGCCGACGCAUGGUACUGGAAGGGCUGCAGUACCCUUUCGCCGUGACCAGCUUCGGGAAGAACCUCUUCUACACGGACUGGAAGACGAAUUCCGUGAUUGCCGUGGAUCUCGCUGUUUCCAAAGAGACGGAUGACUUCCACCCCCACAAACAGACGCGGCUGUACGGCAUCACCACAGCGCUUUCGCAGUGCCCACAAGGCCACAACUAUUGCUCGGUGAACAACGGCGGCUGCACCCACCUGUGCUUGGCCACCCCUGGAAGCAGGACCUGCCGGUGCCCAGACAACACCCUAGGGGUUGACUGUAUUGAGCGGAAAUGA
Elephantulus edwardii (Cape elephant shrew) is the source of this 3741-nucleotide messenger RNA. RefSeq names its product nidogen 1 (gene NID1). The record is from RefSeq and is a predicted model, not a curated record. Bases 1 to 3741 code for a protein of 1246 amino acids. Gene Ontology annotation, molecular function: calcium ion binding. NCBI's taxonomy places the organism in Eukaryota, Metazoa, Chordata, Mammalia, Macroscelidea, Macroscelididae. Gene Ontology annotation, biological process: cell-matrix adhesion. The transcript has 20 exons.